Messenger RNA from Heterobilharzia americana, 1623 nucleotides. The record is from the annotation of a GenBank genome assembly. Lineage: Eukaryota; Metazoa; Platyhelminthes; Trematoda; Strigeidida; Schistosomatidae.
UUGUAGACUUUUCAUUUACUAACCUUUUUUCUAUUUCCAAAGAAGUCAUCUGUAGGUUCUGUUGAUAAAUUUAAGAUGAAGACUGCAAUAAUGCUCACUGGUUUCUGAUUUUCAGCUCAUUUUUCGCCUUACAUUGAUUUGUCGUGGGAACUAUCAUGAGGAAGUAUGGAUGCUUUGGUCAUAGCUUAAAGAAAAAAACGCAACUCGGCAACUACGUUGAGCUUCCUGUCCUAGAUACUGAACCACAUAUGUUGCGUUACAGUCAGUGAUACAAUAUUGCUGCCUAAAUCUCAACAGGUUGAGGGAGGUUUGAAUUCUCACCCACCGGUUUGACACCAAGCAAACAAGCUAAUGAGCAGGCAGAUUGUAAUGUGAGCUGAAAUAUUAAGUUAGUUUUCCACCUUUAUAUUGUAUAAUUUACUAUUUUUUUUCUAUUUUUCUCUCCUUAGAUUAAUGCCGACUUGAAGCAUUUACUAGUGUCUGCUCUCUCUGGUAAUCUAAAUAUAGCUCAAGAACUAAUCGAUCUGAUGAGAAAGAAUGCUAAUCUUUCCGGUCAAAGUGAAGGCUUUACACAUCAAAAAGCUGUCCUCGAAGAAGCAGCUAAUACGGCUGAAAUUGCGGCUGACGUUUGGCAGACAAAAUGUUUAGCUAGUCGUGUUGUUGCAAGUGAAGCCGUUAAACGUGCCAACCUAUCUAUUCAUCAAGCACAUUUAGCUCGACAAGCUCUGGCACAUCUCCUUGGUGAACGUGCACAAAUUCGUCGAUAUUUAAGUCAAACUAUACCUCUGUUAUCAUAUUUUUGUCGUAAAAACAAUAUUAAAUUGAAUAAACCAAUUAAUCAAGCCUGUGAUACAUUAAAUUUGACUUCAUUGUGUUUUGACUUAGCCUCAGCAAUAUCACCAAAUACCAAUAUUAAGCCUAUGUACUGUUGUUUGGACACACUUGGUGAGGAGUUAGCACAAUAUGUUUUGACAAGAUGUGAAGAAGGAAAAUACAGCCGAACGCCUUUCGUUACGUCGAGUGUGUCUGAUGUUUCAACAGCUGCACUGUCUACAAUACCUCCUCUAGAAGUGACUGAGAGUGACAACUUACUUCGGAAAGCCCUUCACACUUUCCAAUCUACUAAACGAGAAAAUCAUGAUGUACAACUAUUUUUCUGUCGUAAAUGUGUGGGAGAAAUCCUGAUUGUAUGAGAUCACUCGUGUCAAAUGUUUUUUAAAAGUACCAACGAUGACAAUCCAUUUUAAAAUUAACUGAUUGUAUUUUUGUAAAUUAUCACUUCUUUAUUGACCGCAUGUAAAUAAAUAUAACUGUUUAUUUAUACAUUUUCGAUGCAGUGAACCCUAAAUUGUAUCUGGCUAUCGAUACUUUCAUAAUGCUACGUAGAUAACUGCCAUUCUUCUCCUAAACGUGCAUUCCCUCCUAUCUCAUACUCAAGUUCAAUGCAAUUAAGAAAUCUUACCAACAAUAUAUUAGGAUCAUCAACGGAAGUGUUAGUUCUAAAUAGCAAAUUUAUCACCACAGCAAUGAUAUCUGACGACACUAAAAUUUCAGGAAACAUCACUUGACUUACCUCAGGUGCCUCCCUGAUAUCCACUGGUUGUCACCUCUGGUUAUCACCUC